AUGGAAGAUAGUUCUGUGUGUCAUGAUGUAGACCAAAAGCGUUUUCAUAACAUUCUCCAAAGAUCUCUAACACAGUUCAAGCUUAAAAAGCCGAUGAUUACGAACUACAUGAUCUACCACCUGGACUAUCUUGUAACUAACUUCUGCUAUUUCAAAGACAUUGCUCUUGUGAGUGAAUGCCUGUGCACAGACAACAGCCGAUUCAACUUUGCAUUCUAUCAAAAGAUGAAUGUUUUUAUACGGAUUAUCGGGUUUGAUAGCAGUGGUUUUCCCGGAGAUGAAUGCAACAUAGAUAGACUUGUUGAUAACCUUUCAAUCAAAGGCAGCAUGGAUAGUCCCUCUGCACGCGCAAUGGAAUAUAUAUAUCCUAUGACAAAAGAAGAAUGGAUAAGAAGAAGCAAGGAUGCUUUAUUUGGACUGAUUUCUGAAUGUUCAAACACUUCAGAUACAGAGGAUGAAGACGACAAAGCAAAGGCAAAAGAGGCCUUUAGGAAUUUUGAAAUCAAUGAAUACUUUGGAAAUGGGGAGGAGGACUUGGAAUAUCUGGUGUUCAAUCCCACAUCAAAGGUUCUGAAGUACUUUUUUGAAGUCCUGGCAUUCCACUUCAGAAUUCAUCCUCACUAUAUGACUGAAGCUCUUAAUGGAGACUUCAUCACAUCUUUUCUUAACAUGCUUGAUUUUGAACCGGCAUUGAAUCUCUUCAGCAUUCUUCUUGGGUUAAAAGGCCUUAACAUGCAAAAGUUAGCCAUGCUGCUAAAGGAUGCACAUCCUGUGUCCGCUCUCAUUGAGAGGAAGUAUUACGUGGCACUAAAGAUGCUGCUUCUUGCUGAUUGGAUAGACGAUGAUAGUGGGUCGAUGUCCAGUGAUGAAGAGGAUUUCUUCCAUGACGAAAUAAUGUCUGCAGGAGAAAAGCUUAUCUCCAUAUUCCUUAAGGAAGAAUCCUACUUUGAAUAUAAGCAAAUAUAUGACAUAAUCGAGAUCCUGAACUGUUCUCGCAGAUGCCCUAGACUGAAGAUUCCAGAGUUCAAGAGGAUAGAUUCCAAGCUAAUUCUUUACAUAAGGCUAAUGGUAGGGCAGCUUGACCUUCUUAUGGAUGAGAUAUUUCAAAGCAAGGCCUACAUCACAUUUAUAGAUCUAUUUUUUGGAAAUCCAGAUAACCUAGCUCUUCUGGUUCCCCUUACAAUAUUCCUUUCGUCAGCGAUCAAGGAUCAGUCCAAAUUUUCUAUGCUUAUAGACAUUGGUUUUCUGGAUAGAUUCCAUGACACCUGUAUUAAGUUCAUUUCUGUUGAUAAUGGGCCAAGACCUGCCAUAGAAUCCAUAUUCUCUUGUCUUGUGUAUAUAUAUCCGUUGAUUACCUUUUAUCUUUCUAAGAUAGAUAAAAGGCUUCUUGACAAAGACAAGUGGGUCUAUCUAUCUUCUAUGAUGGAUCCUUAUAGUAGAAUGGAGAAGUUAAAUUAUUCUAAUGAUGAAGCCAUAGAAAUGUUUCUUGGUGGAUGUCCCAGUGAGAGCUUUGCCAGAUACAUAUGCCACCUUGCGGUCAAUGAAAUGCCCCUGCCCUCCAUAUUUCUUGAGAGGAAGUAA
This is a messenger RNA of Encephalitozoon romaleae SJ-2008, 1581 nucleotides long. RefSeq lists its product as hypothetical. Lineage: Eukaryota; Fungi; Microsporidia; Unikaryonidae. The record is from RefSeq and is a predicted model, not a curated record. The transcript has a single exon. The coding region runs from base 1 to 1581 and encodes 526 amino acids.